AUGAGCAUACAGUCACGUUCGGGCCCGUUGCGGCCAACCGGGUGGGCUUUAGGCGGUAUACCUAAGAAGAAUGUUGACAUCCCCGUCACCGUAGUCUUCCUCUUCUUAUACAUCAUCGGCGCAGCGACACAUAUGACAAUCUUCCAAUACAACAAACGUAGAGGACACAAGUUCCUGUUCAACGGCGCGUUAUUUGGCUUCUGCAUGACCCGUAUAACAACUUGCACCAUCCGUAUUGCCUCAAUCUCCCUCCCCGCCAACAUCCACCUUGCUAUCGCCGCCCAAAUCUUCGUUGCAGCCGGGAUUCUCCUCAUCUUUGUCAUAAAUCUCCUCUGGUCACAGCGCAUCCUCCGCGCCUACCACCCCCUCGGCUGGCACCCCUUUAUCGGCUACAUGUUAACGGCCAUCUAUGUCGUUAUCGUCCUUACCCUCGUUAUGCUCAUCACGUCUAUUGUACAGUCUUUCUAUACGCUCCACCCGCGCACCCACCAGAUUGACCGCGACAUUCAGCUGUACGGCUCGACGUUCUUCGCGAUCAUCAGCUUCCUCCCUAUCCCGCUCGUUGCAAUCGCACUCAUCCUAGGCAAGGCAUCCUCAGGCCGCAAAGUAGAAAAGUUCGGCCAGGGACGACACAGGACGAAGAUUGCCGUGCUACUCCUUGGUGCAACGCUCUGCUGCCUCGGGGCAUCGUACCGCGCAGGAACAUUGUGGUUGCAUCCUGUAUCUAUGCACGAGCCUGAGCCGGCAAGGUUUUAUAGGGGUUGGUUCUACUUCAUGAACUUUGGGCUUGAGAUCCUGAUCAUAUACAUGUAUGCCAUCAUGCGCGUGGAUCUAAGGUUUUGGAUCCCGGAUGGGGCAAAGGGUCCGGGGAGCUAUAGGAUGAAGCAUGAGUGGGAGGAGGAGCAUGCUCGGACGAGGCUGUCGGAUAAGGAGAGCUUGAGGGAGACGGAGAGGAAGAAGAACAAGCAACGUGGUGCACAAGCGAAUCGGUUGCCCAAACAAAUCGGUCGCGCCCCACUAGCGCGUUAA
Molecule: messenger RNA, 1029 nt
Organism: Bipolaris oryzae ATCC 44560
Lineage: Eukaryota; Fungi; Ascomycota; Dothideomycetes; Pleosporales; Pleosporaceae
Exons: 4
Coding region: 1-1029 (342 amino acids)
Source: RefSeq, a predicted model, not a curated record